Molecule: messenger RNA, 2808 nt
Organism: Verticillium alfalfae VaMs.102
Lineage: Eukaryota; Fungi; Ascomycota; Sordariomycetes; Glomerellales; Plectosphaerellaceae
Product: mRNA 3'-end-processing protein RNA14
Exons: 6
Coding region: 1-2808 (935 amino acids)
Biological process (GO): mRNA 3'-end processing
Cellular component (GO): nucleus
Molecular function (GO): protein binding; mRNA binding
Source: RefSeq, a predicted model, not a curated record
AUGGCGACUCCGGACCCCCAAGAAAACGAGCAAGAGUUCGAAGGUGCUUCCUGGGAAGAAGAGGAGGAAGACGGGUAUGAGGGUGCCAAUGAGACUCAGCAUAGUGACCAAAAAGAUCAAGAACCCGACUCUGCACUUGCUCAACCUUCCCACGGUGAACCAGAAGAACCAGAAGAAGGCGACGAUGACGAGGAUGGCGAAGAGGACGAUCAAGAGGACAUAGAGGAACAGGAUGAGAUGGAGGAGCUGGAGGAACAGCAGCAAGACGAUGACAACGAUGGCGAAGGUGAUGGCAGCGACGAUGGCGCCGAGUACGACCCCGAGUCCGUUUCGAUCACACCGAUCCCUCAGAUUACAGAACCUGCUUCCGCCCCUACUCCUGCCACUGCCCCCGCGCCGGCCGCGCCGGCCAAGCCAAGGGCUGCAAAGCCCAAAGUGUCUGGAGGAUUCCUAGUGGGAGACUCGGACGAUGAGGACGAUGAUGCGCCCCGUUCCAACUCUGCACUAGGUCAGGUGGCCUCCAUUUCCCGCCCACAAUCCGCCCUGAAUGUGUCAACUCCCAACCAGGGCCAAGUGGGCGCCUCGUCCACGCCGGUCAACGGCGGGCCUUAUGCUCCUCCUGCUUCAGUUGUUGCUGCUUCCGCGCCCGCGUUGGCCACAAGCGCUUCUCCUAGCCUCCGCCGCCUUAGCCAGGUCGAUGCUCUGCGCCAGGCCUACGACCGCUUUGUCACAACAUUCCCACAAGCUGCCGACAUAUGGGUUGAGUGGAUCAAGCUUGAACUCGACAGCAUGAAUACAACUGCCGCCGAGGCACUUUUCCAACGCAGCCUUCUCACCGUUUCAGAUGUUCAGCUGUGGACCACCUAUAUCAACUACAUCCGCCGCCGAAAUGACCUUAGCAACGAUCCCAACGGCCAGGCACGCCAGGUCAUCAGCCAAUCCUACGAAUUCAUCAUCGAUAACGUGGGCAUGGACCGCGAAUCCGGCUCACUGUGGAAGGACUGGAUUCAGUUUAUCAAGAGCGGGCCUGGCGUUGUCGGUGGCCCUGGCUGGCAGGACCAGCAGAAGAUGGACCAGCUGCGCAAAGCUUACCAUCGUGCUAUUACUGUGCCCAUGUCAGCCCUCACGGAGCUCUGGAAGGAUUACGAUCAGUUUGAAUUGGGCCUGAACAAAGCUACGGGCCGGCAAUUCAUCCAGAAGAGGUCGCCUGGCUACAUGACGGCCAAGUCUGCUUCCCUUCAAAUGGAUCGCAAGAUUGGCAACCUCAACCGCACUUCCCUGCCCCGUCUUCCUCCAGCACCAGGUUUUGCUGGCGCUACCGAGUACACGGAACAAGUCAACAUCUGGAAGCAGUGGAUUCAGUGGGAAAAAGAAGACCCGCUCGUUCUUGCGGAUGACGAACCCGAGGUACUGAAGCAGCGCAUUCUCUACGUUUACAAGCAGGCCCUGAUGGCAUUGCGUUUCUGGCCCGAGAUGUGGGUGGACGCUGCCGAGUGGUGUUUUGAGAACAACAUCUUCAAAGACGGGGUCGAUUUGGGCAUCAAGUUCCUCACAGACGGCAUUGCGGCAAACCCCGAGAGCGUUUUACUGGCUCUCAAACACGGCGACCGGAUUGAAAUGACACUUCCCGUUGCCGAUACUGAGGAAAGCAAGGAGGAGCGAGCAAAAGCAAUCCGCGAGCCCUAUGACCAAGUCUUGGAGACGCUCUAUCAUAUGAUGCAAAAGUUGAAGGAACGCGAAAAGAACGAGCUUGCCAAGAUCGAGAAGGCAGCGACGGAGCACGCUGGGCGUAACGACGGGGAUGAUAAUGACGACCAGGAUCAGACACUUGCCCUCGAGCAGCGAACCCAGGCUGUCAAACAGGGCUUCAGCCUUCAGACUGAACUGCUGAAGCGUACUAUUUCCUUUAUCUGGAUCGCUCUUUGUCGCGCGAUGCGUCGCACGCAGGGCAAGGGAUCACAGACCAAGGGCCUUAGGCAGGUCUUCACCGAAGCCCGUGGCAAGGGUCAGUUGACAAGCGAUGUCUAUGUGGCUGUCGCCUUGAUAGAGUCAGUGGUAUACAAGGAUCCUGCAGGUGGCAAGAUCUUUGACCGUGGCGCCAAGCUGUUUCCCGAGGAUGAAGGUUUUAUGCUGGAGUACAUCAAGUACUUGCACCUGAAGGACGACACAACGAAGCGGUACUCUGUCGACAGCUUCGACCCUAUUGCUUACCGACUGAUUAUCUCACCUGCCGUCCAGCUGCGGCCCAAUCUCAUCAUGCCCUCGAUUGAGCAGGCCACCUCUGUCCGUGACGCUACUCCGUUGCCAACAGCGAGCCCAGCGCCUCAGUACCUCGGUACGACAAAUUCUCCGAAAAGACCUUAUCCCGGCGAUGACCAGGAGGAAUACAACCGCCCGCGCAAGCUCGCUCGUGGACAGUCGCCUCUUAAGGGCGCAGCAGGUCGCCGUCUUGACCAGCAGCGUCAGAACCAGGGCGCACCACUUGCUCGAGACAUCACAUUUUUCCUUGGUAUCCUACCCCCGACACACUCGUACAAUGCCCAGCUCUUCAGCACCAGUGGCCUCGUGAACCUUCUGCGAGACACCCCCGUGCCCGAUUACAAGCCUGGUGCCACAUUUGAAGGUAGUUCUGGGGCCUACCGCCAAGAUACGCAGCAGCAGUUUACGCAACCACCUCCAGGCCAGUGGCCGCCGCCGAGUGCGCCACAGUUUGAAGGCGGUGCCCCUUCGAGCUGGCCGCCGCCACCGAAUGGUUACUCUGGAUAUACAGCCCCCCCUUCGCAGCAGUACGGACAAUAUCAGUAUUAG